AUGAUAUCGGUAAGAUUCUAUGGAACAAGAGCAUAUCUUAUAGACAAAAGUCUUAUACCAGUAGUUUUGUUCUGGAUUGACCCAGUUGUUGGAUAUAAUUUCAUAACAUAUGGUUCAUUCGAUACUGAACGUUGCAGUGAGGGCUUACUUUACAUCGUUCAGAAACCGAAGGACUUCAAUACAAAGAGAUAUAAGAUAGGAAGAACAUUUAAUAUAACUCAAAGAUAUGACAGUAUAGUCAAUAGAGUUAAGGUUGCGUUUGUUAACGAUAUGAGAGCUGCUGAAACAGAACUACUUGAAAAGUUUGAGAAAUUGUAUGGUGCUCCCACGAAAGGUAAAGAAACGUUUGAAGUAGAUGAGAUAGAUAGUGCUAUAAAAUUAUUUGACGAAGUUGCUGAAAAAAUACAUGUAA
This is a messenger RNA of Trichomonas vaginalis G3, 412 nucleotides long. RefSeq names its product organellar and viral DNA polymerase type B. The record is from RefSeq and is a predicted model, not a curated record. The annotation marks the transcript as partial. The transcript has a single exon. Lineage: Eukaryota; Parabasalia; Trichomonadida; Trichomonadidae.